Aquila chrysaetos chrysaetos is the source of this 5907-nucleotide messenger RNA. RefSeq names its product EFR3 homolog A (gene EFR3A). Gene Ontology annotation, cellular component: plasma membrane. The transcript is spliced from 28 exons. The coding region runs from base 475 to 2988 and encodes 837 amino acids. The record is from RefSeq and is a predicted model, not a curated record. Gene Ontology annotation, biological process: protein localization to plasma membrane. NCBI's taxonomy places the organism in Eukaryota, Metazoa, Chordata, Aves, Accipitriformes, Accipitridae.
GCCGCGCCGUGUCAGGGGAGCUCCUUCUGCCGCCGUGGCCCCUCGUCGUCGCUCGCGUGUGGGGAGGGAUGGGCGGAGAAAGGACGCGGCGCGGCUCCUCGCAGAACUACAGCUCCCGGCGUGCGUCGCGCCGCGGGCAACUUAAGGGGGGGGGGGGGGGGGGAAGAUGGCGGCCGCUAAAGCGAGUCGGCGAGGUGGCUGAGCUCUUGCCUGCCCGGCUGGGUUGCCUGGAUUGUCUUAAACCUGUACUCUUCUUUGGCUUAGUUUGGAGGAAUGGCUUACUGUAUUUUUGCAAUAUAGAAGAGAGAUUCCUGAUUAACAAUGCCUGGCAGCAUGUAGUCAGAACCGGGAUGUGGUAUUGAGAGGGAGAAAGAUGAACAUCGGCAGUUAACCAAAGAAAUCACUUUGCAACUCGUUUUCCUAUCAGUCGAUUAACCUUCAUGUGCAGCAUUGUUUGCUAUUGAUUUCUCAAUCAUGGGACGAAAGGGAGUGUGCUGUUGCUGUGCUGCUUUGAGACCUCGCUACAAGCGUCUGGUAGAUAACAUAUUUCCUGAAGAUCCAAAAGAUGGUCUUGUUAAGGCUGAUAUGGAGAAGCUGACUUUCUAUGCGGUUUCUGCACCAGAAAAGCUCGAUCGAAUUGGUGCUUACCUAGCAGAGAGACUGAGCAGAGAUGUUGUCAGACAUCGCUAUGGGUAUGUUUUAAUUGCCAUGGAGGCAUUGGACCAACUUCUAAUGGCUUGCCAUUCUCAAAGCAUAAAACCAUUUGUGGAAAGUUUCCUUCAUAUGGUAGCCAAGCUUCUGGAAUCAGGCGAACCAAAGCUGCAAGUUCUUGGAACUAAUUCUUUUGUCAAAUUUGCCAACAUUGAGGAAGACACACCUUCAUAUCACAGACGCUAUGACUUCUUUGUGUCUCGAUUCAGUGCCAUGUGUCAUUCAUGUGACCACGAUGCAGAAAUACAAACCGAGAUCCGAAUUGCUGGAAUCAGGGGCAUUCAGGGAGUGGUUCGAAAAACAGUUAAUGAUGAACUUCGAGCAACUAUAUGGGAACCUCAGCACAUGGACAAGAUAGUACCAUCAUUGCUGUUUAAUAUGCAGAAAAUAGAAGAUAUUGACAGCAGAAUAGGCCCUCCAUCCUCUCCUACAGGAGGAGAGAAAGAGGAGAAUCCUUCUCUGCUGGCCGAGAACUGUUUCAGGGAACUACUAGGACGAGCAACCUAUGGAAAUAUGAAUAAUGCUGUCAGACCAGUUUUCGCGCAUUUAGACCAUCAUAGACUAUGGGAUCCCAAUGAAUUUGCUGUUUCCUGCUUCAAAAUCAUCAUGUAUUCUAUACAGGCACAAUAUUCCCAUCAUGUAAUACAAGAAAUUCUUGGACACCUUGAUGUUCGCAAAAGAGACUCACCACGAGUUCGUGCUGGCAUUAUUCAGGUUCUUUUGGAAGCAGUUGCAAUCGCAGCUAAAGGAUCGAUAGGUCCAACAGUUCUGGAGGUUUUUAAUACCUUGUUGAAGCACUUGCGCAUCAGUGUUGACUUUGAGCUGGGUGAUAGACGCAGUUCAGCAGGAAGUGCCACUGUCAGCACAAGCUCCAAGGAGAGUGAUGAGAGGAUUGUCCAGAAUGCUAUUAUUCAAACAAUCGGAUUUUUUGGAAGCAAUCUCCCAGAUUACCAGAGAUCAGAGAUUAUGAUGUUCAUUAUGGGAAAAGUACCUGUUUUGGGGACAAAUUCACAAUCACUGGAUACCAGUCACCUUGGAGAUUUGGGAACUAGGAGGAUUCAAAUCAUGUUAUUGAGAUCUUUACUUAUGGUGACUUCAGGAUACAAAGCAACAACGAUAACUAAUGCACUUCCUCCCCCGUUUCUGGACCCGUUAUUGUCUCCUUCACUCAUGGAAGACUCUGAGCUAAGGCAGCUGGUCUUGGAAAUACUGCAUAACCUCAUUGAUCGGCAUGACAACAGAGCAAAGCUCAGAGGGAUACGAAUAAUACCGGAUGUUUCUGAUCUAAAGAUAAAACGAGACAAAAUUUCAAGGCAAGACGUGAGCUUCAUGAAAAAGCACGGUCAGCAGUUGUACAGACACAUCUACUUAGGCUGUAAAGAAGAAGACAAUGUCCAAAAAAACUUUGAACUGCUGUUUACAUCUCUAGCUCUUACCACAAUUGAACUAGCCAAUGAAGAAGUGGUUAUUGACCUCAUUCGAUUAGCUAUUGCUUUGCAGGACAUUGCCAUCAUCAAUGAGGAUAAUCUGCCAAUGUUUAAUCGUUGUGGUGUCAUGGCAUUGGUUGCAGCAUAUCUAAACUUUCUCAGUCAGAUGAUUGCAGUUCCUGCCUUUUGUCAGCAUGUCAGCAAGGUCAUCGAAACUAGAAGUCUGGAAGCAUCUUAUUUUCUACCAGAAACAAUUUUUAAAGACAAAUGCAAUCUUCCAAAAUCCUUAGAGAAGCAUGAAAAAAAUUUAUUUUUCCUGACGAACAAGAUUGCAGAAUCAUUAGGAGGCAGUGGAUACAGUGUGGAAAGAUUGUCAGUUCCGUAUGUACCCCAGGUAACAGCCCUAUUUCCGUCAGGUAAAAAACCUCAUAAAUGCAGACACAAGUCAAAAGAUGAGGACAGACUCUCCAGGAGGAAGAGCAUUGUGGACACGGUAUCUAUUCAGGUGGAUAUUCUGCCUGGCAACAACACAGAGGAUAAGGUUGAUAAUACUGAAGAAAUCACCUUUGAGGCUUUGAAGAAAGCGAUUGAUAACAAUGGACUUGAAGAACAGGAAAAAGAAAAAAGGCGUCUUGUGAUUGAGAAGUUCCAAAAAGCACCAUUUGAAGAAAUUGCAGCACAAUGUGAAACCAAAGCAAACUUGCUUCAUGAUAGACUUGCACAGAUACUGGAACUCACCAUUCGUCCUCCACCUAGCCCCUCAGGAACGAUGACCAUUACUGCUGGACAUGCUCAUUACCAAUCUGUUCCAGUCUAUGAGAUGAAGUUUCCAGAUCUUUGUGUGUAUUAAGUGUCUUCUGAAGUCUGCUGGACAUUAUUUAGAGUAGAGUACAAUAGAAAGAACAAGAUGAGUUUUCAAAUUUUAUUGUUUAUUUCAUCUAAGCUAACUUUAAAGUAAUGAUGGACAUGAGCCAAAUACAGAUUACUCUAGCCAAACUCAUGAGACUGUCUUGAGUUGUUUUCUUCUGUAAUAUAUCUGAAGUUAGGUUUUCCAUAUAUCAUGUUUUUUCGUUUUCAUAUUUGAGUACCUGUAAAAGUCAGAUUUAAAACUUGUCUUGCCAUGUAGGUGAAUAUUUCAGUUACUCUAGGAAUUUGUAUUUCUGUAAAUUCCUCUAAUUUGAGGCAAUGUAACUGAAGAACCUGUUAAAGGUUUUUUCUUUUUUUUUUUUUUUUUUUGUUUGGUUGGGUUUUUUUCUCCUCUCCACCUCAAUUAUCUAUCUAAAUAGAAUGCUUUUGGCUUGCUUCAUCUUAUUAAAUGUAACCAGUGGAGCACUACCUUAGCUCCCUUUUGUUCAUGCUUUCAUAGCUAGUCAACUUGUUUAUUUUGGAAUAUAUGGAAAAAACCAAUACCUUACAUGUGUUCAAGUACAGUAAAUGAAUUAAUGGACACUUGUUAAGUAUUUUUUGGAUGCAUCAUAUAAUAUGCUUUUUAGAUAUAUACGCCCAGUAUAUGUCCUGUGUUUCUUGCUGAAAGUUAACUGCUUUGCAUAAGAGAGGAGAAAUCUCCUGAAGCACUGAAUUGUGCAAUAUUUUUCAUGUCUUAAGGUCUAUGGUUUACAGACUGUACUUUUGAAAAUGCAGUAGUAUUUUACUGUCUGCUUUAGUAUAAAUACACGAGAGAUAUAUUUAGUAUAGCAGAAAAUAAACUGAGGGCAUUUUAAAUCAUAAAUACAGAAAUUACAAAUAUAUUCUAUGAAGUAUUUCUCUGUAGUUUAUUACAGCUUUUUAAUGAUAUUUUAGAAAUUGAAAGAAAACUGGAUGAAACCAUUUAAAGACCAAGAAUUUAUUACUUAUGUUUUCAAGCAAAAGCAUUUUUAGAGAUGCAUCUCUGUGUUCGUUUUUGUUUCAUUUCUCAAACCUUUCUAGAAAUUAGGAAAAUAUGGUAACUUUCAUAGGUUUAUGUAUCUGAGUAUACUAUUCAAAUAUAAAUAAAGUAAAACUGAUACAGUAAAUCACGACCUUUUGAUGAUAAUUGUCAAGGCUGUCUUUAUGACUCACUAAAUUCUGCAGGCAAAAAGAAAAAACAGCCUUUGUUGAUGCCAUGAACAGUAAGGUUUAAGUCCCUUAAUCUAUCUGAAUCUGACUGAAGCAGCACAAACAUGAAUGAAUGUUCUCAAAUAUCUAUAAUAAAUGUAAGAUAUUUAAGUUAGCCAGCAGUUUAGAUAAACAGUGAUCAGGCCAUGAACAAAGUGAUUAACUUCAGUUAGCCCUGCUUUGAGCAGGAGCUUGGUUUAGAUGACCUUCAGAAGCCCUAACCUAAAUUAAUCUAUGAUUGCAUAAUUCUAAGAUCUGAACGGUUAUCAGACCAGCUAAUUUUCUGUUUUGAGCAUUUGCAAACCCACUGUAAAAAGGAUUUCAAGUUUUUUGAACUGUAGUGCAGUAUUCCACUGGACUACUUUUAAAAGUCUGAUGUGACAUAACAUCAGAGAAAUAUCAGCUACUUAAACCUAUGAGAUAACAUGCUGAGACUUUCAGAAAGCAUUCACAAAACUCAAAAGGUAAUUGAGACCUUUUUUUCAGUUUAACAGUGCAAUCACAGCUGUUAGUGGAUGACGAAACAGCCCCUUAUCUACAGCAUUCCGUUGUGAUUUUUACUGCUGCAGCGUAUCAGCCUGAUCAGACCACAGUCUACACAUAAAUAGGACUCUAGCUUUUAGUUUUCACUUUUUGAUUUUUUUAAGGUAAGACAUAAUAGUUUUUGGGCCUAUAUAAAAAGUGUAAUUUUUUAAAUAAUAAAUCUAACCUAGGGAUACAAUGUAAAACACUUAUCCACUCUGUCUUUUUUUAAGAAUAACACUCUGCACUUUUGUACAGAAAGAAAAUAAGGAGUCUAAGAAAUAAAGAAUGUAUUUCUGUUUGCACUCUUGCAGUACUGAGACUGUGCUGUAAAUACAGGAUUGUUUCUGUGAUUGAAUUCUGUUGCAUGAAUGCUGCAUGUGAAAAUAACUAGAUUCAGCAUUUCAUUUUCUGUUCUGUUUAUGAAGUAUUUUUCAUUUAUGCUAAUGGCAGGUUUCCAUGUUUUCAAUCUUCAAAUGAGCUUUGUUUGGGAAAUGCAGGUGUUGUGCAGGUAUUGUGCAGGGAAUGAAGAGCUUGUAACACACUGUGUUCACAUGAUACUUAAUUUCUUCCUUUCUGGAAAUUCAGGGAGUCUGUAAGUUGAUAAUUGGUUCACUCUGGCCUUUCUAGACAGCUGGGAGAUGGGAAUGACUGUAAAAUGUAUUGUUUUGGUAGCUAUUGUUAUAUGUAGCUAAUGAAUGAAACCAAAUGAAUUCAGAAUGCUGUUGUACAGUGUAAAGCUGCUUUGUUUCACUUACCUCUUUAUGUUCUUGAGACAAGUUGCAGAACUUAAAAGCUCCAUAUGCAUCUGGCCCUGUGCUAUCUGCAACACAUUGAGUACUGUCACAAUGUUUAUGAAUUGGUAUCCAGCUGUUUAUAUGUAUUCCAGCUUUUGCUUUGGGUUCUCUUUCCCAUUAUGUCGUUUUGAAAAAUUACAGCUUUUGGUAGUGGGUCACUUCAAACUAAAUUAAAUCCUUGUUAAUUUCAAAAGAUAGAAAUAGCCUGUUGUCCAAAAUCAGAGUAGGGCUAAUUUGUCUGUUGUUCUGAUGGUCUUAUAUUAUGUACUGUAUGUAAUGAACCAGUUUCAAUAAAUGUAAGAAUACACUGUGCAAUCUACAUUUAAGCAAUAAAAUAAACCAAAAUUUAAAAUUAA